This is a messenger RNA of Ricinus communis (castor bean), 2160 nucleotides long. RefSeq names its product transcription factor VOZ1. The record is from RefSeq and is a predicted model, not a curated record. Gene Ontology annotation, biological process: positive regulation of long-day photoperiodism, flowering; regulation of DNA-templated transcription. The transcript has 5 exons. Bases 220 to 1620 code for a protein of 466 amino acids. NCBI's taxonomy places the organism in Eukaryota, Viridiplantae, Streptophyta, Magnoliopsida, Malpighiales, Euphorbiaceae.
AUUCCCGGAAAAUAACACAGACAAUACCGACAAACACCCGCCUCAGCGGUUAACAGUUUACUCGUUGCAUAAAAAUGAAGUACUUUUCUCUCCCAAAUCGAUAAGCACCAAAAGAAAAGUGCUUUCUUUCGUCUUCUUUUCAAAGUUAUCAUCUUUUCAAUUUUCCCACUAGAAAUCUGUGGCUCAGUUCUUUUCUGUAUACUUCUCUGCAGAGGGAAAAUGCAGAAAGGUACAAAGAGUAAAUGCGCAUCUGUAUCUCACAAUCUAUUGUUAGACAAUGCAAAGAACAGGCUCAAUGAUCUUCAAGAAAGAUUCUCUAAUCUUCAAGCUGCAAGAAUGGAAGGUCGAGCUAGUGAUGUUGCUGUGUUGGAAGAACAGGUGUAUCAGAGUCUCCGUGAAUGGAAAGCUGAGCUAGAUGCACCUUCUCCUGCCUCAUCUUUGGUUGGUGGUAGCCUUGGGACUUUCUCAGAAGAUAUAGGCCGCCUUUUGCAGUUAUGUGAAGAAGAAGAAGAUGAUGCGACUAGUCCAUUGGUAGAACAAUCAGUUCUGAAGCCUGAGCCUAAUAUUCAAAGUGUUAAUAUUGGCAAUUUCACAGCUUUUGAAGAUGACUACUUCCGAAACAGUGACACUCAAGUCCAUAGUUUUCAAGGAUUUGAUCAAUGCAACAACUCCUUAACUUUGCAGAAUACAGUGGUUAGCACCUCCGAUAUGACUGCUUUCUUGGAUUAUCAACAGUUCAUUUCAGAUGAAGGAUUUGACCUUCUUGGUACUAAUGACUCUAAAGAGUUCACAGGGAGUGUUGCAAUCCUGCCUAUCGGUCCUGCUCCUUCUGCUUUCAUGGGUCCAAAAUGUGCACUCUGGGAUUGUGCCAGGCCUGCUCAAGGAUCUGAAUGGUUUGAAGAUUAUUGUAGCAGCUUUCAUGCUACUCUGGCUCUGAAUGAAGGUCCACCUGGUAAGACUCCAGUUUUGCGGCCCAGCGGCAUUGGUUUGAAGGAUAAUUUACUGUUUACUGCUCUUAAUGCAAAGACACGGGGUAAAAAUGUUGGUAUUCCACAAUGUGAAGGGGCUGCUAGUAUGAAAUCUCCAUGGAAUGCUACUGAGCUAUUUGACCUUUCCUUGCUUGAUGGUGAAACAAUUAGAGAGUGGCUCUUUUUCGAUAAGCCUAGAAGGGCAUUUGAAAGUGGAAGUAGGAAGCAGAGAUCCUUGCCAGACUACAGUGGGCGUGGGUGGCAUGAAUCCAGAAAGCAAGUGAUGAAGGAGUUUGGGGGGUAUAAGAGGUCUUAUUAUAUGGACCCACAACCUCCAGGUUGCUAUGGGUGGCAUUUGUAUGAAUAUGAGAUCAGCAACUCUGAUGCCUGUGCAUUAUAUAGGUUGGAACUCAAGUUUGUUGAUGAAAAGAAGACUCCAAAAGGGAAAGUUAUGAAAGAUUCUCUUGCUGAUCUGCAGAAGAAGAUGGGAAGGCUCACUGCUGAUAAUACUGGAGAUAAUAGUCCCUCAAGUAAGACCAGGACAAGGACUGAUAAAAAAACUGAGGCUGGAGGUGAUGAUCUUACUCCUGAUCAGAAGUCUUCUGAUGCUAAAGCCUUGGGCCAUGAUUCCAUACAAUCAUCUUCCAAGUAGCUUUUGAUUGACUUUACAUGUCGGAGCAGUCUUUGCUUGAACUUGGAAGCUAGCAGCAUUCUAGAAACAUAUUGCUGAUGAUUUUGAUAUCAAGAUUGCUGCUGCUGAAUUUGUUGAAAAUAUAGAAGUUGGUACUUUAGUCCUCUGUCCGGGCUAUUAUACUUUAUAGUUGUCAGUGGUAUGAACUUUUUGUUUUCUUGAGGAGGGGUAAUGUGCUACACUGAAAUCUGGUGAUUUCUCCAAAUCAUAGAUGGUCUGCAUAGCGAGCUUCACUUUUGACAGUUAGUUUUUGAGGACAAAAGUAAAUAUCAGAGGUGGCCGCUUCAAGUGUAUAGUGGAAUAUACCAAUGGUGAGAAGACAUUUGAUAUCAUGAUGGAUAUGUGACAAUCUUUCAAAAUAUAUUAGGCAUGUAAACUCUCGCUUGUUUAGUUAAAAGUAAAAGACGCCUUUGAAGAUCUUAUAUUAUUGUUCUUACAGAGAGGAAAAGGAAAAGGAAAAAAAAAACAUUAAAAGCAUCACCACUCAGGUUUUCCUGUCAA